UCUCCCCCCGCCAGCGAGGCCCGAGGCGGCCGCCCGGAGGGUGGUGGCGGCGGCGCCUUUGUUCCGCGCGGCCGCCUGAGGGGCGGCGCGGGGCGGCGCGGGCCGGGAGCCCCGCGGGAGGGGCCGCGGCCAUGGCAGCGCAGCGCAGGGCGCGGGACGCCCCGCGGGCAGCCCCGCCGCCUCCCGCCGCGGCCGGCUGGGAGGGGCGGCUGCGCCCGCCGCCGGGGGCCGGCGCGGCGAGCGGCGCUGCUCCCCGCAGAGGGCGCUGCGCGGGGCCGCGGGGCCUGGCAGCCCCGGCGGCGGGAGCCGAGUGAAGCGGGUGCCCGCAGCGGCGGGGGGCCGGCGCGGCGCGGCGUUGCGCUCCGCUCCGCGGGCCCCCGCGCAGCCCCCGGGCGGCGCCGGCCGCGGCCCGCCGCUCACCGCGGCCCGGCUGCCGCCGCCGCAGGGUCGCCGCGGCGCCCUCCCGCUCCCAAACUUUGCAAAGUCUGGCGGCUCCGCGGCUGGGGCGGCGGCGGCUACGGCAGCAGCGGGCGGGGGGGGCGGCGGCGGAGGAGGCGGGGGCGGCGGGGGCGGGGUGCGGGCCGGCGGCGGCGGCAGCAGCAUCAAAGAGCCCCGAUUCCUGCCGCCCUGGGAGCCAUGCGCCGCGGUCUGUAAUGUCAGCGGAACAGGAGAAGGACCCCAUCGCGCUGAAGAGGUCCCGAGUGCUGUUGUACCGCUCUGGUGAGCCCUGGAGUACGCGUUUCUUUGAAAUGCAUGAGGAAAAGGGUGGUGACAGUGGAUUGGAUGGGUUAGGAGGACCAGGAGUACAGCUUGGAAGCCCUGAUAAGAAAAAGCGCAAAGCAAAUACACAGGGAUCAUCGUUUCCUCCUCCAUCUGAAUAUGCUCCACCGCCGAAUCCAAGCUCUGACCACCUUGUAGCUGCAAAUCCAUUCGAUGACAACUAUAAUACUGUGUCUUAUAAACCACUUCCUUCAGGAAAUCCAUAUUUUAGUAAUCCUGGUUAUCCUGGCUUUGGAGGCUAUAACACUUUCAGAAUGCCACCUCACAUGCUCCCCAGAGUGUCCUCGCCAUAUGGUGGUUCUUAUUCUCUCAGAAACCAGCCACACCCUCUUCCUCAAAACCCCGUUGGAAUGGGUUUUAGUCGACCCCACUCUUUCAGCUUCGGUCCACAUGAUAACCCAGGUUUUGGGAAUCAACCACCUUACAGUGGUGGUCAGAUAAAUCAAAAUGUCAGUAUUCCUGGUCAACAUUUCAGACCAAAUCCUGCUGAGAACUUUGGUCAUUCUAGUCAGAUACCUCACCCUGAUGUGCCAUCUAACUUUGGUCCUGGAAAUAAUCCAAAUUUCCCAAAUUCUCAGCUAGAUUCAAACCAUUCUUUUGUUCCUCCGCCAAACACUUACAACCAGACAAAAUCGUCAGCACAAAAGCAAGACUUUAGUCAAGGUACAAGCAAAGCAUCCAGUCAGAACACUGCUACUCAUCAGCAUCAUCACAGGACAGAGGACAUUGUGAGUCAAGGUAACAGUGACCUAAAAAAUGUUACUCGAAACAAUGUGGUAAAUCAGGAUAACAGCCAUUCUAAUAGUGCUGAUAAUGCUAAUGCUGGUCAUUCAAAUGGGACUCAGAGCAAGUCCCGCCAGCCUCGAGGUACCACUGAAGGAUGCAACUCUGAAAAGAGCAGCAAAACACCCCUUCAUCCCAGUCGUCAUGGUCACUCAUCCUCUGAACCAGUCUAUCCGUGUGGAAUUUGUACACAUGAAGUUAACGAUGACCAGGAUGCCAUCUUGUGUGAAGCCUCUUGUCAAAAAUGGUUUCAUCGAAUCUGCACAGGCAUGACUGAGUCAGCUUAUGGCCUUCUUACAGCAGAAGCAUCAGCAGUAUGGGGUUGUGAUACGUGUAUGGCUGACAAGGAUGUCCAGUUAAUGCGCACAAGAGAAACUGCAGGACCACCUGCAUUGAAUACGGAUGGCUAACAACAUGAAUUGGUGGUAGUGGCUGAAAUACUUGUUACAAAGGUUUGGUUACAAAUGGGGUAUUUCACUUUCUGCAGACAAUCAGUUUUGAUUGCUAGUAUCUUUUCUUUCCUUAAUCUGUUUUCACUCAAACUUACAUCUCAGUUUUGGUACUCUUAGUUUUAGGUGUGCAAACAUUCUACUGUUUAAUCAGAAACAAGAAACGCUUGAUCUUGUAAAACAUAACUGGCAUCUGAUGAGAAGGAGAACGUGCAUUCAGAAUUUUACUGAAGGCAGAAACGUGCCUGUGUGAAUGACCUCUAUUCACUAGUGCUAGUGUGUUAACUAAAACUAGCAUUUAGUGCUCGGUUUUGAUGGUACUAUACUUGCAGGUGCUCAUUACUUUAUUAUUGGUGAAUGUCCAUUACUGAUAUUCUUGCUAACCUUUCUUUGAAGGUAGUGGAGAUGACAUGGAGGAAUGUGCUGUACUAACAGUUUUUAUUUUAGGGAUAAAUACAAAGGACUUCAUAUGUCAAAUAACUGAAUCUUCUUUUUUAAAUAAUGCAUUAACACUAUUUUUAAAUUUAACUUCAUGCCUAGCAACACAGUGAAGCCCACUAACUCUCACACCUUUAUAUUUCCUUGAAAAGGCAGUGAACUCUUUGACUUCUCAGCAAAUAUUUAAUUUUUGAGGACUCCUGCAAGGUCUUGCACUACUUAGAAAUAGUUACAAAAUCUGUUGGCAUUUAAAAAGUCAGAAAAGAUCAAGCUUAAAAGGCCAGUGCUUUAAAUCUAGAGAAUACCAAAACUAGGGUUGCAUAUGUAACCUUAAUUCAUUUAUCUUAAGCAUGUACAUCAGGAUACAGUCUCUGCUUCUUUCAUCAUUGUCCAAUCACACGCCUCUGCUCCUUUCUCAUUGAUAGUUCUAGUCUCCAGCCUUGGUGCUGCCCAAGAACUGUGAAUGAACUAAUGUAGAGAAAGUCCUGCUCAUCUCCUAGGGCUUUGAACUAGAGCCUGCUCAGUCAUCCUGAGCUUACACAGUCCACCUGGCAUGAAGAAGGGUGUGAAGGAAUGGAGUGUGCUCAGCACAGACUGAACUGCAAAAUAAUUUAGCCAGCAAAGUCUUAAAACUGAAAUCCCUCCACUGCCGCAGCCAGUCUUUCAGUUUUGGGGGAAAAACAAGAAAAAUUUAGGGUGAAGAAAAAUAGAACUUGCAUUAUGAGAUGCGAGUUUACCACAUAUCAAGAGUGAAUAAUCGGAAGUUUAGCCUCUUUGCUAAACUUGAAAUCCUAGUAAAAAGCAUGAAUGGCAUUAGAGCUUCAUGUGUGAUUGUAAGAAUUCUCUUUUAAUAUGGGUAAUUUGAUCUUAUUCUUGAUCUCAAAUAACUGUUUUGGGUUUUUUUGUUUUCGUUUUGUUUAAUAUGGGUGACUAUCUAGCCUUGAACAUUUUAGCCUAAGCAGCUAGUUUGGUAAAGUUGUAUAUGCAAUUGAAAAUGAGCUUUUCUGUAGAAAGAAGGGUUUUUUUGGUGUUAUUUGUUUGUUUUUACUUAAUAAAAGGUGGUAGGUACUCUGUUAUCAGACUCUGCUCAUAAUACUCACCACUGAUGGGAAGUUUUAAUUGCCAGUCAUUCAAAAACUAAAUGAUAUGGCAAGCAUCAGAGGUACUAGUCACAUUCCUUAAUGUGACAGAAUGUGUUCAGAUCUGUGGUGAUGAGUAAUAUAAGAGCCUAUAUAGAAUACAAAUGUGCAUAUUUAUAGGUAGUUUUUAUGGUAAGGUAUGCUAAUGAGUGAAAAAUAAGAGCUGCUUGCCAGUUCACCAUUGUGUUUGAAUUAAAUGGGCUCUACUGUAGUAAUAAACUUUCCUGGGAGAUGCAUUUCUUUUUCUGCGGAUAUACAUAACCCUUUUAUUUUAAUACUGAAAAAUUUUAUAUACCAUCUUUUACCAGAGAAACAUUAAGUGCAGUAUCCUUCUCGUUUGUGUCUUACCUCUCAUUAGGAAAGAGGAAAUAAUGUCCGAAGUGUGAAUGAGACAAUUCGUAUCUUGAGGAUUUCCUGUAUGGAGACGUAAAGAAAGUGUAAUGCAAAGUCAGGACUUCUGUUUUCAGCGCUAUUUGCUUAGUACAGAGAUUAAACUUAGUUUUGUUUUGUUAGGGGUGUUAUAUUAAAAAACAAACAAGAAACAAACUCUGAAGAAAUAUCUUCAGUAGUUCUCCUAGUAACUGACUGACUUCAGUUAGAAUUUCCUUUUGGUAUCUAAAGUAGAAGCUAAACCAAACCUUGUUUAGAUAAGUUUGUUCCUGUGGGAAAUAAAAUUAUUUCUGUUGCAACAAUUUGCACUGUGAAGCUUAUGGAGCUGGUUCCGAAUUACAGUAAUGUAAAUCAAAUCAGAAUUUUGUUUCAGUGUUUGGAAAUUCAGUCAGCAAAAGAUCUUGUGGUGAUAUUAUUAUCCAAGCAUGUUAUUCACAAUACCCUCCACCCCUGCCCCUGAUUCCUAACACGAGAAGAUGUUUCAAGGCAUUUGUUCUUGGAAGUCCAAUUAAUGUUUUAAGAUUUUGGAGCAGACACUAUAUUUAAAAUAGCUAUGUCUUUCUUGAAAUCUUUUCAAUCAAUCCUAUGUCAAGUUAGGCAAGUGCUUUCUAUAUUAGUUAGUAAGACAUUAGAAUACAAAUACAGUGUUCUUAUGAACUUAAACAAACGUACUGGAAUAUAAUUUUAUAAGGCCUAAAUUGUGUAUUUGUGAAAGCUAUUCUAAAAAAUUAUUUCAGUUUUUCUAAACUGGUACCAUGUUGGGUUUGUAACCCAGUGAAUUUUCUGCAUAUAUUAACUUACAAAUUCAAGGCAUUAGUAAAUGCCAAUUUUAAAAUAUCAAAUAAAACAAAACAAAACCUCUUACAGCAUUGAUCAUAGAAAUAGGACUGAAUAGGAUCUCAAAAAAUCAUUAGCCAGUAUGCUUGCCCUACUGAUAUGCUCUUGGUAUACCUGGGUUCUUUACCUAGAGAGAGAAUUACACUUUGUUUUUUCUCUGGAUGUAUUGACUAGUAGUAGUUCAAGUAUGCACAGGAAAAACAGCAAUCAUGUCUUAUUAGUAAGGUAAUAGAAAAAUGUCAGCUGGGUAGAAUUAGAAAUUAGUUAUAGAAGGGUUGGAGGGAGGGAGGGAGGGCUGGUUAGAAUAGGUGAGUUUUUUGUAAUACUCUACAUGAAACAAUUUGUAUUGAACUAUCAUGUGAUUCUUUUGUUAUUAGUGAUUUAGACUGCACUGGUGCUGCACACCAAAAUAUUGCAAAGAUUUUGUAAGUCUUACCAACCUGAAGAUUUUUGUGGGGAAUGCCUGUGUCCUUUUUAAACAGCUCUCUGUCAUGCUUGGAAGUGUAGCCUAUACUGCCCAAACUCCCCCCCACCUCCUUUUCUCCCAAGGCUGAAAUAAACAGCCAUAAACUGGAUUGAACAGCCUUUAAUACUGGCAAACUUGCUUUUUGCCAGAGACCAGCUUUAAAUGAGAAAAUAUGUAAUUUACCCUUUUAAAAUACUCAUUUUGUUAUUAGUGUCAGAGUAAGUGGCAGUGCUGCUUAUAAGCUAGAAACUGGGUAUCAAAAAUCCUGUUUCUCGCUCUUUUACUGAUCUCUUGUGCAGCUUGAGGCAAACAGGUUAACUGUUUGUGCCUCAGUCUGUUCUUUCCUAAGAUUGGACUAACGCUUACUUCCCAAGGCUAUUUAGAGGCUUAGCUUUAUUUGAGGUCUUCAGAUGAAAGAUACUAAAGAAGUAAAGGGUAAUAUGAUGUUUGCUCUAUUUAAAACAAAAAUACAAUUUCGUUACUAUGUUUUGGGCUGCUCAUACAGGAACAUACUUUGUCACCUCUGAUUUUUUUUGACUAAGCACUAAUUCUGUAAGCACACUUUCAGGCUUAACUUCAGGCAUGUGAGAAUUCAUAAUGAAGUCACUAGAACUGCAUGCACAAAGCCAAGACCAUUUCAAAGUGUCUGCAGUUCUGGGCCCAUGGCUUUUUUUAGAUAUUCUUAGGUAAAAUGCUCUUUGUGGUUUGAGAUUUUUGCAAGAUCAGUGGUGUUCAAAUGUAGCACCUCUUUAACAUUUUUCUUUCUUCAAACUUAAUACAGAUAAUACACAUCUGCAUAAAAUAUAUCCUUUUCAUUUUAUAUAUAAACAUUGCCUGCCAGUAAAAGUAUUGGUGUAACAUUUUUUUAAAAAGGAAGUCAUGCUUCUUAUGUUGUAUGUGACUUAAAUGACUGUUUCAUAUUAAAACUAAUCUUUCCUUAUGUACUGCUUAAAUAUACCUGUUUUGGGAUAUCAGUUCAGUACUUUUUAUACAAUCUUGAAUGUGUUCCACAUUGGUGACAUGUAUUUUUGCAACAGCUUUUUCUUUUAAUUUUAAAUUAGAGCAUGUCUAAAGUAAUACAUGCAUUAGUGCUGUGGUGUGUGGCAAAGUUAACGUAUGUAAUUCAAAUUGGAAAAAAGUUUCCAGACUUUGUCCAACAUUAACCCUGUGGCCAGGGAUUAAAUUACUAUGUAAUACAAAUUAUUUCAUAUCAUGAUGUGUUUUAAGCUACUCUAUGAAGUAUAUGAAACAUUAUUGUUUAUGGAUUGGUAGCUGGCCUGGUAUCUUGCAUAGAAUGAGGUAUGAUAGAUGGUAGCAGUUCAUGAUAAUUAAAACUGAAUACCUUUCAGAACAUGCAGCAUUUAUGUGCAUCGUCAUCUUGUUGCCAUAACAUUAGUAUGAAUUCUUUAAUAUUAUCUGCUGACAAAUGAGUGAACAUUCGGUAGUAUGCUUAUGGUUGUGAAAAUCCUGUUCUAAUGCUCCAUAUUUGUUUUAAAAAACAUGUAACUUUUUAGCUAUUGGAUGUGAUUAGAUAUAAGCAGGAGGAUGUAGAACUGGAUGUAUUUUAAAAUUAUUCUGCAAUUGCUAAGUUUUGGCUGAAGCUUUCUAUAUUAGAAUAGACUCUUCCUUAAAUUUGGAAAAUUAAGUGUACUUAGCAGAAAAGGCAAUAUAACUAUGCUACACAUUCACUUCUCUGUAUGGAACUCCUAUAAUUUCUUGUUGGCUUAUGCUUUUCAUGGAAAUAAAGGGUCCCUUAGUGCCCUAGUGUUGCGCGUUAAUCAGUUUUGAGUUAACUAAUUGUGAAUGGUGUUCAGCCCUUUUGAGGUGCUGCCUGUAGCUUAAAGAGUAUUCACUGUGGCCCUUAGUUUAUUGGUUCAGAAACAGCUUACAACAAGAUCAUAGGGAAUACCUUUUUUUCUGUUGUUUAACAUUCAUAAUGGUUUUCCUUUUUGUGUUUAAACAAACUGUCUCUCUCAAAAAUAAUUUCUGAUGCAGCCUCAUCUUUUCCCUCAGAGGUUGUGCACUGUACUUCAGAAAUUGCUGUAUUGGAGACAGUUUGGUGACUGGAGUCACAAGAGAUGUUGUGUCUGUUCCUAGACACUAAUCUCACCGGCUGUUACCUGGAUGUUUAACAAAGAAUGGGCUCAAUAUGAACUUUCAUAAUUUAGGGAGGGUGAGCUUCUUUAUAUAUUUGUUUUUUAGUAUCUUUGCCUUUCAUGAUAGUUUUCUUUCUUUCUUUCUUUUUUUUCCUGAAAUGUGAAAUAAUAUGUAGUUGUUGAGGGAUUUUUACUUUAUAGCCAGUCUCUCCACCAAGCUUUUGUAUAUGGCCUUUAGAACAGACACUGUUCUUUAGGGCCUUCUGACUUGGUAUCUUUGUUAGCAUUCUCCUUUCAGUGUUAAAGAAUAGUUGAAAAAGGCAAGUUACCAAUCUACUGCCAUCCAAACAGUACAAAAUAUGAUUAAGAUUGACAUUUAAAUUUUUUUUGUUAAUAAUGUGAUAUUUGACCCUUUAGAAGAAGAUAUAUCAGGAUCUAAAUCAACCAUUCUUAGAAAAUGUAUAUGGCAGAUUUUGUCCAGCACUAUAUGUAACUUUGUUGCUUUCUGUUUUCUGGUUUCAGUUUCUCUUAAAAUAAAGCUAACUUUUGUGGGGAAA
Molecule: messenger RNA, 7935 nt
Organism: Dromaius novaehollandiae (emu)
Lineage: Eukaryota; Metazoa; Chordata; Aves; Casuariiformes; Dromaiidae
Gene: PYGO1
Product: pygopus family PHD finger 1
Exons: 4
Coding region: 654-1973 (439 amino acids)
Biological process (GO): kidney development; spermatid nucleus differentiation
Source: RefSeq, a predicted model, not a curated record